Molecule: messenger RNA, 1668 nt
Organism: Batrachochytrium dendrobatidis JAM81
Lineage: Eukaryota; Fungi; Chytridiomycota; Chytridiomycetes; Rhizophydiales
Exons: 4
Coding region: 1-1668 (555 amino acids)
Biological process (GO): maturation of SSU-rRNA
Cellular component (GO): nucleus; 90S preribosome
Source: RefSeq, a predicted model, not a curated record
AUGACAGAAGGGCAUCAUGCAGUGUUGCCUGAAAAUGAACCAGCACAAUCUGAACAGCAGGUUUCUAGAAGAGUGCCGAAUUGGAAUAUAGUGAAUUUGCGAGUGCAACAACGACUGUUCCAUAUAUGUAAAGAAGCCAAGAGAACUGCAAAAAAAGCUCGAACUGCUGCCAUACAAAAACUGGUUAAAAUGCUGCGAACUAUCAAGACCAAAUCCGAGAGCAAUGAUGAUGUGCCCGAACCAGUAAAACUCGCCCGAUCAAGAGAAUCGAAAAAACUCGAUUCACAACUGAAUGCCUUGAAAUGCUCUUCCAUCGAUCAAAUCGCUUACCGAUGUAUCGUGGAGGGAAUUGAACAGAGUCAACUUCCAGACAAACAGCAUAUAAUUGGACUCGAUCCCAAUCUUUCUGAAGUGCUUGCAGAUAAAAAGGUGGAAUGGACACCCGCUGAUCGCCGCGUAUCUUCGUCAAAAAUAAUGGUGAAUGCAGUUUCUGGGUACGUUUCUGACCUACAUGCGUUGAUAUAUGGAAAAAGAUACAUCAAAAAUCAGGCCAAAAAUAAAACUGUGCUUUCCAAGGAGAAACUCGAUGCAAUGAACAAGGCAAAACGUAUACGUAAUCCAAACGAAACAAUGAACAAGGAGAGGCAAAAGGCGAUUCAGGAAACGGCUACGCUUGAAUCUGAACGAAAUGCUAUCAAAGGCAAUAUAAAUUUGGAAAACGUGGCUUCAAAUAAUCAUGACAUCAGCCUGGAGAGCAGUGACUUUGGCGAUGAAAAGUCUUUUCAAGAUGACGAUUUUGAUGAUCAUAUGAGUCUAGAUGAUUGUAUUGGCAGCGAUAGCGAUAAAGAAAGCGAAAAAGAUGUCCAAACUCUUCGUGCCAUUGCAAACUCGGCUUCUUCAGCAACAACUAAAUUAGCAAGCGUAGAUUUACAGUCAUCAUCAAAACGGCCCAUCAAACUUUCUGUCCCAGCGUCUGUACCAUCUCGUCGCAAGCUAACAUCAGCACAGCGGAUCACCGAUUUUAUUCCAAUCGCCACUGCUGGUGAAUUAAAAAGUGUGUUUGUAGAAAAUCUAGGCGGUUCAGUUAGCGAUGUAUCUCUAUCUGAUGAUGAAUUUGAAGGCAACGAGUUUGACGAUAAUGGAAACAGAGUCAAGACAACUAGGAAAUCCAAUCGUAUGGGUCAGCGUGCUCGACGAGAGCUAUGGGAGAAACAGUAUGGUAGUGAUGCUAAGCAUGUCAAAAAGCAAAUUGAGCAAGACAAGUUGUCAGUCAAACACAAACAAGGCAAACAUGCCAACGGUGUAGCUCAUAGAUCUCAACGAAACGGUGAUUCAGCAACCGAUCGACCUGCUGCAUCAAAACAAAAGGAAGACCUAUCAUCCUUGCAUCCGUCAUGGCAAGCCAAGCGCAAAACUACCAUUGCCAUCACCGAGUUUAAAGGAUCGCGUAUCACGUUUGAUGAUGAAGGUAGUGUGAAUACACCAGUUUCUGAAUCCAACAAACCAUCAGUUAAAAGCCACUCCAACCAGGCAACUGCUAAAAAAGAAAAACCUGCUGCGCCUGCCGAACAACUCCACCCAUCAUGGGAAGCAAAGCGACGGGCAAAGGAAAUGGAAGCAAAAUUAAAGGCUUCAAGUAAACCUACAAAGAUUAAAUUUGAUGAUUGA